AUGAACUUCUGCAACAACGUCAGCUUCGCCUCACUACCACUCUUCCUCCCAACCAUCGUCUCCGAAAUGGGCUCCUUCAUCGAAGUGCAAUCCAAUGGCAUCACGGCUCCACCCUACCUCCUCUGCUUCAUCUUAAUCAUCGUAGCCUCAAUAGUCUCAGACCGACUCCGACUCCGCGGGCCCUGCUGCGCCCUCUUCGCAAUCCUCGCCGCCAUCGGAUUCAUCCUCCUCGGCACGACAACCAGUGUGGGGCCGCGGUAUUUCGGCACGUUCCUGGCGGUAAUGACCUUCGUCAACAUCUGGAUCACGCUGAUCUGGAACUCCGACACCAACUCCACCGGCUCUAAGAAGGCCGGUGGUUUGUGGAUCAUGAUGACGGUGGGGCAGUGCGGCCCGCUGCUGGGGACGAAUGUCUUUCCGGAGGAGGACGGGCCGUACUACCGUAAGGGCGAGUGGAUCUGCUGUGCUUUUUCGUUGUUGUCGGCUGCUGCAGCAUCGUUGUUGAGCUUUUUGCUUUGGAGGGAGAAUAGGCGUCGGGAUCGGAUUUAUGGGCCUGUGCGUGAGGGUCAGCAAGUGGAUAUGUCUUCUGCGGAGAGUCAGGGGGCUGGGUUGAGGUAUAUCAUCUAG
Penicillium alfredii is the source of this 627-nucleotide messenger RNA. RefSeq lists its product as uncharacterized. The coding region runs from base 1 to 627 and encodes 208 amino acids. Lineage: Eukaryota; Fungi; Ascomycota; Eurotiomycetes; Eurotiales; Aspergillaceae. Gene Ontology annotation, molecular function: transmembrane transporter activity. The transcript has a single exon. Gene Ontology annotation, cellular component: membrane. The record is from RefSeq and is a predicted model, not a curated record.